Messenger RNA from Arctia plantaginis, 3576 nucleotides. The record is from the annotation of a GenBank genome assembly. NCBI's taxonomy places the organism in Eukaryota, Metazoa, Arthropoda, Insecta, Lepidoptera, Erebidae.
AUGCGGCCUAAAAACCUGGGAUUCGAAGAUUGUGACAUUAUCCCGUACUGCCGAAUCACAGAACCUAACACCCAAACACACGAAUGUGACUCUCAAAAUUAUAAUAGGGAUCCAAAAAAGGCAAGUAAGUUACCAAUACCGCGAGAUUUAAAUAUAGAUGAACGUGUAGUGAAUACUCAUUCUUCAAAUAAAACGGAAUAUGAUCCUGAAAAAGAAACCAACCAGAAACCUAAAAAAUGCAAGGACUUUAAAUCAUCAUCGGAGACCAAAUUUACCAAUAAAAGAAGUAAUCGUCACUCAUCUUUAUCUCAAAAAUGUUCUUCUGAAAACGUUUCCAUAAGAGACAGUUCGCAAGACAGUUAUAAUUCAGAUAGUAGUGAAAAUGAGUGUAAAGAAAAACAUCCUCAUGAUAAUCGAGAUAAGAACUCUACUAACUCUACCUCUAGUGCAGUAAGCCUUACUCCAAAACACAAAAAAUGUCGCAAAAGGCUUUAUAAAAAGAAGUCUAAAAUAUGCCUCAAAAAUAAUAUAGAGAUUUUGGAAAGUACUUGUAAAAUUCCAUUGACCAAAAAACAUAAACCUGUAAAUUCUGGUAAAAUCAACAGUAAUGAUUCAGGUGAAAAAGUCAAAGUAAAAUGUUCUAGAAACAAUUUAUCCGAUUGUUCUGAUUCUUGUGCGAGUAUUUGUCCCCAUUCUAAAAAUACAAAAACCUGCAAUCCAUCCAAUUUUUGUAGUAACUGUCAAAAAUUUUAUGAAAGUAUUCUAACUAGCAUCAACUCACACUCAGUGGAAGAAAAAUCAUGUAAAAACUGUAUUAAAAAUAAGCAACUUUUUGAAGAUAAUAAAAAGAAGAUAAGUCAUGAUACGGAAGAUGACCAGUUGAGUCAAUUUGAAGUUGAAGAACGUAAAAUAUCUUAUGAAGAGCUGUCAGAAGGAAAGUCUAAUACAAAAUGCCCAACAACAGAAAAAACUUGUGAUAAUUUUGGCGCAAAGCUGUCAAGUCAGAUCUCAGAGAAAAUAAAUGAAAGUUUCUGCAAUGAUUCUAGUGAAAAUAAAAACUUAGAAAAAGACUUACUUGAAGAAAAUUUCAGUCAAUCCAAAAGUUGCAGUGAUUAUGCCUCUAAAGAGCAAGAUUCGAGAAAAGGCCUUAGCGAGGAACAGUCAAGAAAACCCGUUGCAAAGAAGAAAUGUGAUUGUAAAGAUAGAAAAUAUUGUAAAAUAGACCCAGACAAUGAGGAUUACAAGGAGAAAGUAGGAGACAUUUACUCAAGCAAUAAGUCUAAUAUUUGUGCAAUUACCAGUGAGCCUAUUUUAAACUGUCCGACAUCGAAACAGUAUUUUGAAGACUUUUGCAAAGAGAAUGACAAAUUGAAACAGCUUGAAAAAACAAGAAAAUGUGCUGAAAAUAAGAAAAAUAAGUUGGAGUCUAUGUUGAAUCCGUCAAAUACAAAUAAAAAUAUUUUAAAUCGAGAAGAGACAAGCGAAAAACAGUUGAGUGAGUCUUUGAAAAAGAAAAAAUGUGCUUGUAGAAAAACUAAUGAUAACAAAGACUUACAAACGUUGAGUAAAGUAGCUUCAAAUAAGCAGAUUGAAAAGAAGAAAUGCUGCUGUAAAAACGAAAACAAAAACGAUCAAGAGAAAAAGUAUUAUGACAUAGACUUAUGUGGAAAAAAAACUUAUAUAGAGUGCCCGAGAAAGAAACAAUCGUUUGAAGAUUUUUGUAAAGAAAAACAAAAAUUGAUUGAACCUACAGAUAACAUAUGCUCCAAUAUAAGAAAAAGACAGAAACAAUGUGGAAAGCAAGCUCAGGACGUAGAAAACAAACAAAGUUUUCAAACAAAAAACAUGACUUAUAAAUUGGAAUCGAAUUUGAGUCUAUCAAAUCGUGCAAAAAGUACAGCUGUCCUCCCUUUAGAAAACCAAAUAGAUCUUAUAGAGCGUUUUAGGGAUUUCGAGUUAGAAUCUGAUUCUUCAUCAAAUUCAAUAAGGCUAAGUGCAUCAAUUCUGUUAUUAAAAAUGCAGAAUCCAUACCUUCGAGAGUAUUUAGGAGAUAGUGAGACUAGCACUAAUCCGAGUUUGUCAGUUAGUAAUUUGUCUCCAAAAAGUAUCAGUCAUGUCUGCUCUCAAUCUAGUCUUUCAUCUGAAACAAAGUUUUCUGAACUAUUUAAGAAGAGUUUUCAUAGUGAUAAUAAUAACAAGUGCAUGACUAAAAGACUUGAUAAAGGUAUUAGCAAGCAAGUAUCAACUGAAAGCUUUCAAGAGAAGAAUACAUUUGAAACUAAACUUUGUGGUAAAUGGAGUCUAUACCAAAUACAAAUACAGAGUGAAUCAGAUGAAGAGCUUUGCAGACAGUAUGAGGAAUAUUUAAGACAAGAAGAAGAAUUCAGAGCAGCAGAAUUUAACACCUCAUCAGACCAAAACAUGAAUUUAUCUCAAUCUGACUAUCUUUUUAGUAUGAAUUCCCCCAACUCUUCUUCUGAAUCCAUAAAAAAAUUACCUUUGAUAAUAGAAAAGGAAAAGCUACCAUCUUCUAUCCCAGUUACAGGUGAAGGCCCGCUUAAAUCGAAUCAAAACGAAAUCAAAAUUUGGAACAAUUGCUUAUCAAUGCUUUUAGGAUCUGGUAACACUGAUAACAGUGCCAUUAAAACUUUGACACCGGAAUUAUUCCAAUCAACUAUGGAAUCAGAAUCAGGCACUAAAAAGUGUUUCACGAACCCAAUCAUGCUACAAGCUAUUUCGGAAGAGAACAAGAACACUGCACCUUCUGCUUCCACGGAAUAUUUUUGUAGAAAAAAAGAUUCAACUUGUAAAGUGACCAUUAAUAGAUUAAAUGCAAUUGAAGAAAACGAUCAGAAAUUAUCUCUAAACAAGGAUGAAUCGACAAAAGAGCGAUCAAUUACUUUAUCACCCAAAAUUAGUUCCUUAGAUAAAGAAAGCCUCAAAGCCUUUUCUGACGCACAUGAUCAAACUAUGGCUACUAUAAAGUACGCUAUGCAAGACUUAGCAGACACAAUUUAUAAAAAUACGUCAGAAGUAGCCCUAAGUGCCGUCACACGUAUUCAAUCUGAGAGCGCCAAGCCGAUAGAAAUCAUCAAAAAUUACAGGCAGAGUGAGGCUUCACAAAUUAAUAAGUUAAUCGACGACAACACUGAAAAUAAACUGAAAAUAAUUAUGAGUAAAAUUAGUGGAGGGGAUGAAUCGGAACCUCCACUCCAUGAAAAAAUGUACAUAAAAGCUAAUGAAGCAAUCAAAUCCACAAUGUUAUAUGUUGGCGAUUCUGCCUUGGGAAAAAUUACACUUCCAAAUUUUAAUGAUGAAAGUUCUGCUUAUGACGUACCAGAUUCCAAUUUAGAAAAAAAAUGUAGCAAGAUGCAAGACAUAGCUCAUGUAGUUAGCAGUAAUCUUUUUAGUGACAUGUUUGCAACUAUGAAAGCUAAGUUUUGGACUAUGUUCACUAAUACAGACAAACGUGAAGAAAAUGUUUCUUUCAAAGCAUCUGAGACAUCAGUCUGUAGUAAUUUGAAUGAAAGCGAGACAGAAAGCGAGGAAGAUAUAACGAAUAAUUUAACAGAAUAA